AUGGGUGCUCACUCUGCGAUCUGGCAAGGCUAUGUUGACUCCAGCUUGAUGGGCUCCGGCCAGUUUGACAAGGCCGCCAUCCUCAGCCACGACUGCUCCGGCGUUGAGGCCUCUUCCCCCGGUUUUACGAUCUCGCCCCAGGAGAUCAGCGCUCUUGCCGCUGGCUUCGGCGACCCUAGCUCCGUCCAGGCCAGCGGUUUCACCGUCGGUGGUGACAAGUUCUUCGCCAUCCGUGCUGACGACCGUAGUCUGUACGGCAAGAAGGGCAAGGAGGGUAUCGUCGUCGUCAAGGCCGUCUCCUGCGUUAUUGUCGCCCACCACGGCGAGGCCGUGCAGACCCCCAACGCCGCAACUGUUGUCGAGAACCUCGUUGACUACAUCAACAACCCCCGGUAG
Molecule: messenger RNA, 396 nt
Organism: Aspergillus chevalieri
Lineage: Eukaryota; Fungi; Ascomycota; Eurotiomycetes; Eurotiales; Aspergillaceae
Gene: pfy1
Product: profilin
Exons: 5
Coding region: 1-396 (131 amino acids)
Cellular component (GO): cell cortex
Molecular function (GO): actin monomer binding
Source: RefSeq, a predicted model, not a curated record